GAUUCAAUUGGACUCGUUGACGGUCGUUUUCCCGCCUCCCGCCACCAGCCUCAUAAUCUCACUGUCGACAAACGAGUUUUAACAGACGAAUACCGCAAAAAUGGGUGACCACCAUCGAGAUGUUUCGCAGUACAAGUACUCGGCUAUGUCCAACCUGGUUCUCCAGGCGGACAGACGGUUUGUCACGCGACGAACCGACGAGGCUACUGGUGACCCCGAAUCGCUUGCCGGUCGUUUGAGAAUCAAUGACAUGGGCUCUAGAGUUGCACGCGACCAAGCACCUAAGCAGAAAAAGGCUUCUGGUCUACCUAAUGUCCAAAGGGGCGACAUGCAAGAGGGACAGGAUAUCCUAGCUCGAGAGCAACGAAAACGAAAAGGCGACCCAUCGCAGAUGCGAGCAACAGGCAUUCUGGGACAGACAGAUCUCCUAGUCGAGGGUCUCAGAUACCGGCCACGUAUACCGGCUACCCGUGCUACCUACGAUCUCAUAUUAAACGUUGUUAGAAGCAACCUUGGUGAUGUGUCUCACGAGAUUGUUCUAAGUGCGGCAGAUGCUGUCUUAGAGUACCUAAAGGAUGAAGAUAUGAAGGAUUUCGACAAGAAGAAGGAAAUCGACGACCUGCUGGGUGUUUCGCUAAACCCCAAACAAUUCAACGAGUUGGUCAACCUCGGAAAGAAGAUUACAGAUUAUGAUACCCAAAAUGAUGACGAGGAAAUGGACACGGGUGCUGGCGCAGCCGAAGGCGAUGAGGAGCUUGACGAACGUCAGGGUGUCGCUGUUGUCUUCGACGACGAAGAAGAGGACGGUGAAGCCUUAUUAGACGAAGUUCGGGACGAAUCGUCAGACGAUGAAGUAGCUGCCGACGGUGAUGAGGAGGAUCUUACUGGUCUCGAAGAACGAGCGACGGCAGGCGGUGCUGCGGAAGACCGAGACGAGGAAAGCGCCGGCUUAGCUGACGGGGAAGAAAUGGUGAUCGACUCUGGAUUACCAGACAGCAAGCGUGCGGGUACUUCUAAGGAGACCAACUAUAUCCCUGCACGCCAGAUCGAUGCAUACUGGUUGCAAAGAGAGAUAGGCAACAUAUACACCGACGACCAUAUCCGACAUGAGAAAACUACCCAGGCAUUGCAUAUACUUUCCGGGGAAGCUGAUGAGCCUGGCGGGGAUGAGAAACCACUCAGAGAGAUCGAAAAUGAGUUGAUGGAGCUCCUCGACUUUGAACAUCAUGAAGUUGUUCAGAAGCUCAUUGAGAACCGCGAGAAGAUCGUGUGGCUUACACGCUUGGCUAGGGCAGAAGGUGACGAGGAAAAGGGUGUCAUCGAACGGGAGAUGGCUUCUGAGGGCGUUAGAUGGAUUCUGGACGAGCUUCGAGGUAGAAAGGCAGCCGAUGGCGCAAAGAAGAUGGAGAUCAAGAUGGACAUCGACGUCCCAGCAUCGUUCAGCACUGCGCCAAAGGAGGAGCGAGCAGAAGGUCAACUGGUCGGUGGCCUCCAACCACGGAAGUUCAUCAAUCUCGAAAAUCUUGUGUUUGACCAAGGCAACCAUCUUAUGACAAAUCCGAAAGUCAAGCUCCCUGAAGGCUCAACGAAACGGACAUUCAAGGGUUACGAAGAGAUCCACGUUCCUCCACCGAAGAAACGCGGCCAAGCAGACGAAACUAACAUCCCCAUUACCGAUAUGCCUGAGUGGGCACGCGUGCCUUUCAGCUCAGCUAAGUCCCUUAAUAAAAUCCAGACGAAGUGCUUUCCAGCAGCCUUUGAGGAUGAUGGGAAUAUGCUCAUCUGCGCUCCGACUGGUAGUGGUAAAACGAACGUAGCUAUGCUGACCAUUCUACGAGAGCUUGGGAAGCACCGAGAUCCUAAAACGGGAGACAUUGACUUGGACGCUUUUAAGAUUGUAUACAUUGCGCCUUUAAAGGCCUUGGUCCAGGAACAAGUUGGAAACUUUGGUGCCCGCCUGAAGCAAUAUGGCAUAACCGUCUCUGAGUUGACUGGUGACCGUCAACUCACCAAGCAGCAAAUCGCCGAAACUCAGAUAAUUGUCACAACCCCAGAGAAAUGGGACGUCAUCACGCGAAAAGCUACAGACUUGACGUACACAAACCUCGUGCGGUUGAUUAUUAUUGACGAAAUUCACCUUCUACACGAUGAAAGAGGCCCUGUCAUCGAGAGCAUUGUGAGCAGGACAAUUAGGAAGACAGAGCAGACUGGUGAUCCGGUCAGGCUUGUUGGUUUGUCUGCUACACUACCUAACUAUCGAGACGUUGCUAGCUUCCUCCGUGUAGACCCUACCAAAGGUCUCUUUCAUUUUGAUGGUUCCUUUCGGCCGUGUCCUCUAAGACAAGAGUUCAUUGGCGUUACUGAGAAGAAAGCCAUCAAACAACUCAAGACGAUGAAUGAUAUCACCUAUAAUAAGGUCAUCGAACAUGUGGGCACUCACCGAAACCAGAUGCUCAUUUUCGUUCAUUCUCGGAAGGAAACCGCGAAGACUGCGCGGUAUGUCCGGGACAAGGCCCUUGAGAUGGAAACGAUUAACCAAAUUCUGAAGCACGAUUCAGGCUCCAGAGAAGCUUUGAAUGAGAUCGUCAAUGAUAUUACUGAUACUGACCUAAAGGAUCUCAUUCCUUACGGAUUUGGCAUCCACCAUGCUGGUAUGAGUCGUAUCGAUCGAUCGGAAGUUGAGGGCCUCUUCGCUUCCGGCUUAAUCCAAGUCCUUGUUUGUACGGCUACUCUUGCCUGGGGUGUCAAUUUACCGGCGCAUACCGUCAUUAUCAAGGGCACUCAGGUUUACUCGCCCGAGAAGGGUAGUUGGGUAGAGUUGAGUCCACAAGACGUCCUGCAGAUGUUGGGUCGUGCUGGGCGACCCCAAUACGACACUUAUGGUGAGGGUAUUAUCAUUACGUCUCAAAGUGAGAUGCAAUACUACCUAUCACUACUCAACCAGCAACUUCCCAUCGAGAGUCAAUUCGCUAGCAAGCUCGUGGAUAACCUCAAUGCAGAAAUCGUUCUUGGCAAUGUACGAAAUAGAGACGAAGGAGUAGAAUGGCUUGGAUACACGUAUCUCUUCGUUCGAAUGUUGAAGUCGCCUGGUCUUUACAGCGUGGGGGCUGACUACGAGGACGAUGAAGCCCUAGAGCAAAAGCGCGUUGAUCUAAUACAUUCGGCGGCUACUGUUCUGAAGAAGUCUAACUUGAUCACCUAUGAUGAGAAGACUGGAAAAGUUAAGGCAACCGAGCUCGGAAGAAUAGCAUCACAUUACUACAUCACUCAUGGAUCGAUGGACACUUACAACAAGCUCAUUCAACCUUCGAUCACGACGAUUGAGCUUUUCCGAGUGUUCGCUCUGAGCGCUGAGUUCAAGUAUAUCCCUGUUCGCCAGGAUGAAAAGUUGGAGCUCGCAAAGAUUCUAGCUCGAGUACCGAUACCCGUGAAGGAGAGCAUCGAGGAACCGCAUUGCAAGAUAAAUGUGCUUUUACAAGCGUAUAUCAGUCGCCUUAAGCUCGAGGGCUUGGCUCUCAUGGCUGAUAUGGUCUACGUCACGCAAUCUGCCGGUCGUAUUCUUCGCGCGAUAUUCGAGAUUACUCUCCAAAAGGGAUGGUCUAACGUUACCAAGACGGCCUUGGACUUGUGCAAGAUGGCAGAAAAGAGAAUGUGGCUCACUAUGACUCCACUUCGCCAAUUCCCUCGUUGUUCUCGAGAUAUUAUCACGAAGGCUGACGGCUUGGAUGUUCCAUGGAGUAGUUAUUUCGACCUAGAUCCUCCGCGCAUGGGAGAGCUCCUUGGAAAACCGAAGGCAGGCCGUUUGGUGUGUGACCUAGUAGCCAAAUUCCCGAGGGUCGAGAUCCAAGCUCAGGCCCAGCCAAUGACUCGCUCCAUGCUUCGGGUCGAGCUGUCUAUCACACCGAAUUUCCAAUGGGAUGAUGAGUUGCAUGGAUCGGCAGAAAGUUUCUGGAUUAUCGUUGAAGAUUGCGACGGCGAGGAUAUUCUCUUCCAUGACCAGUUCCUACUGCGCAAGGAUUAUGCAGUAUCAGAGAACAACGAGCACCUAGUUGACUUCACAGUGCCCAUUACUGAACCUAUGCCCCCUAACUACUUCAUUUCCGUAGUUUCCGACAGAUGGUUGCAUUCAGAGACCAAGUUAGCCGUGUCGUUCCAGAAGCUCAUCCUCCCCGAGAAAUUCCCCCCUCAUACUCAGCUUUUGGAUCUACAACCGCUCCCGAUCGCUGCACUGAAAGCAAAGGACUACUCUAACCUUUACGAGUCUUGGAGUUAUUUCAACAAAAUCCAGACGCAGACGUUUAAUUCCCUCUAUACGACGGACGACAACGUCCUGAUUGGGGCACCGACUGGUAGUGGAAAGACUGUUUGUGCCGAGUUUGCCAUCCUGCGUCUUUGGUCCAAGCCAGAAAUUGGACGUGCUGUCUAUAUCGCACCGUUCCAGGAAAUUGUUGACAUCAGAUACCAAGACUGGACUAAGCGGCUUCGUCACUUACGUGGCGGCAAGGAGAUCGUUAAGCUUACUGGAGAAACAGCAACGGAUCUCAAGCUGCUCGAAAAGGGAGAUCUCAUUUUGGCUACUCCAACGCAGUGGGAUGUUUUAUCUCGACAGUGGCAAAGACGCAAGAAUAUCCUCACCGUCGAGUUGUUCAUCGCUGAUGAGCUUCACUUGCUUGGUGGUCCGUUGGGUUAUAUCUACGAGAUCAUAGUAUCUCGGAUGCAUUACAUUCGCACUACCGCUAGUCUGGAUAUGCGAAUCGUUGGGUUAAGCGUUUCACUCGCGAAUGCCCGAGAUAUUGGCGAAUGGAUCGAUGCUAAAAAGAAGGACGUGUACAAUUUCAGUCCCCACGUCCGUCCCGUACCGCUGGAACUUCGCAUCCAAUCUUUCUCCAUCCCUCAUUUCCCAUCGCUCAUGCUUGCCAUGGCCAAGCCAGCGUAUCUUGCAAUCACGGAAAUGUCGCCAGAUCAGCCAGCACUGGUUUUCGUUCCAAGCAGAAAACAGACGAGAUCAAGCGCGCGCGAUAUUCUUGCCGCUUGCCUCGCAGAAGACGAUGAAGAUAGGUUCCUACAUGUAGACAUUGACCAGCUUCGCCCACUUCUGGAACGUGUCCAGGAAGAAGCGUUAGCUGAAGCACUUUCGCACGGUGUCGGCUAUUACCACGAAGCUCUCAGCCAGAAUGACAAGCGUAUUGUCCUCCACCUUUAUAAUCAAGGUGCAGUUCAAGUCUUGGUCGCAUCCCGUGAUGUAUGCUGGGAACUGGACUGCAGCGCACAUCUAGUUGUGGUAAUGGGCACUCAAUAUUUCGAGGGUCGCGAACACCGGUAUGUCGACUACCAGCUAAGCGAAGUAUUGCAGAUGUUUGGAAAAGCUCUGCGCCCUUCCCGAGAGGGUCGCAGCCGAGGUGUUUUAAUGGUCCCAGGCGUUAAGAGGGAAUACUUCAAGAAGUUCUUGAACGAGGCCCUUCCGGUCGAGUCCCACCUCCACAAUUUUGUCCAUGACGCUUUCGUUACCGAGGUCAGCACCAAGAUGAUCGAAUCUGCGGAUGAUGCUAUCAACUGGACGACGUUUACGUAUUUCUACCGCCGACUCUUGGCAAAUCCCAGCUACUACAGUUUGACAAGCCCAACACACGAUGGGCUAAGCAACUACCUCUCUGACCUAGUGGAGACUACCCUAAAAGAACUUACGGAAUCCAAGAUUAUUGAUUUUGACGAGGAUGAUGGCUCAGUUGCUCCUCAGAAUGCAGCUAUGAUUGCGGCCUACUACAAUAUCUCGUACAUCACAAUGCAGACCUUCCUAUUGUCAUUGACUGCGAGAACGAAGCUCAAAGGUAUUCUUGAGAUCGUGACGUCGGCUACGGAGUUUGAAUCGAUCCAAAUCCGACGCCACGAAGACAAUCUACUCCGGCGCAUCUAUGACAGGGUUCCGGUCAAGAUGUCCGAGGCGGCAUACGACUCACCGCAUUUCAAGGCGUUCGUGUUGCUACAAGCGCACUUCUCGCGGAUGCAACUCCCCAUUGACCUUGCUAAAGACCAAGAAUUAGUUGUAUCGAAAAUCUUGAGUCUUUUGAGCGCAACAGUCGAUGUUCUCUCCUCUGACGGGCAUUUGAAUGCCAUGAACGCCAUGGAAAUGUCUCAGAUGGUGGUUCAAGCCAUGUGGGACCGCGACAGUCCCUUAAAGCAGAUCCCUCAUUUUACACCGGAGGUAGUGAAGGUGGCAAAUGAAUUCGGGAUUAAUGACAUUUUCGAUUUCAUGGAGGCAAUGAAUCCCGAGGAAAACAAGAAUUAUUCUACGCUUGUCAAACGCCUCGGUUUGACGCAAUCACAAUUGGCUCAAGCAGCGGCUUUCACGAACAAUAAAUACCCCGAUAUCUCCCUCGAAUUUGAGCUUGUGGACGAGGACAAUAUCCACGCGGGAGAACCGGCGUACAUAAACGUCCAGAUCGAGCGUGAGGUAGAAGAGGAGGACGGGGAAGUUGACACGACAGUCCACGCUCCAUUCUACCCCGCCAAGAAGGUGGAGAAUUGGUGGCUGGUCGUUGGAGAGGAGAGCACGAAGACGCUGCUCGCAAUCAAGCGGGUCACGAUUGGCCGGCAACUCAAGGUUAAGUUGGAGUACACAGUCCCGACACCCGGCAAACAUGACUUGAAGUUGUUCUUGAUGAGUGACAGUUACGUCGGCGUGGACCAAGAACCGACCUUUUCGGUGACGGUUGCGGAGGGUAUGGACGUCGACUCGGACGAGGAAGAAGAAGAUGAUGAGGAGGAUGAGUAAACCCCUCAGGGCAUCCCCGCGGGACUCUCCACAGGUGGGAUUACGCCUAUCUAGUGUAUGAAAAGCUUACUGUACAUAUAGCAAGUCAUUCGGGGAGGCGAAAGAGGCUGCCCGGCGAAUGAUCUAGGGAAAAAAGGGAUAGGUCAAAACGUUUACUACUUAAGUUCUCUUAUCGCCAACUGGUCUUUAAUGAGGAUAUUUUCUGAUUCCAUGAUUAAAUUAUGAGUGAUGCAGAUGAUGGGGCUGCGUGAGUUGGGCUUUCUGUGGGAGAGGGCUGAUGCCGGCUCAGAUGUCAUCAGGACUCAUCAGACAAACCGAACCGGGAGGUAGAUGCAAACGAAGGUUUGCGGAGUAGAGGGAAGAUGAGCUGGUGUGGGUAAAUGACUAUAGAAGAUGAAGGAAUACAGGUGGCUAUGUUGGCGAGUGCGGAUUGCCAAGGGGGGGUGUGUGUGUUUCUCAGGGUGGGUUGGCGUUACCUACCUUGCCUCCUUACCUAAGUACCUCCAGCUGCCGCUACGUAUCAAAUCUCGGUAGGCGAUACUUCAUAGGCAGGCAGGCAUGUAAACAGUAAGAAAAGGAGACCCACGUACAAAUUUGUACCGGCGCAAAUCUGAACCAAAACGUACCAGGACGACCAAGUCUACCUACCAAGGACGUAGGCCAAGCAAGGCUGCCCGCUCACUUUAGAUACCUCAUAGACAAUAAUAAGCUGCCAUAUUAACGCCGUCGCUUCCCUGGCUUUCUCCAG
This is a messenger RNA of Annulohypoxylon truncatum, 7520 nucleotides long. Its product is annotated as Sec63-domain-containing protein. The coding region runs from base 101 to 6772 and encodes 2223 amino acids. The record is from RefSeq and is a predicted model, not a curated record. Gene Ontology annotation, cellular component: nucleus. NCBI's taxonomy places the organism in Eukaryota, Fungi, Ascomycota, Sordariomycetes, Xylariales, Hypoxylaceae. The transcript is spliced from 2 exons. Gene Ontology annotation, molecular function: nucleic acid binding; ATP hydrolysis activity; ATP binding.